This is a messenger RNA of Fragaria vesca subsp. vesca, 1674 nucleotides long. RefSeq lists its product as uncharacterized. The transcript is spliced from 6 exons. NCBI's taxonomy places the organism in Eukaryota, Viridiplantae, Streptophyta, Magnoliopsida, Rosales, Rosaceae. Gene Ontology annotation, cellular component: nucleus. Gene Ontology annotation, molecular function: protein heterodimerization activity. The record is from RefSeq and is a predicted model, not a curated record. Gene Ontology annotation, biological process: regulation of DNA-templated transcription. The coding region runs from base 268 to 1128 and encodes 286 amino acids.
AACUCUGUGUGUGUUGGAAACCAAAAACAAACCCGGUUCGGUUUUAUUUCCUGGUCGAAUAUAGUUAUAGGGUAAUUUUGUUUUAUAAUUUUGAUUUUAUAUAUUUUUCAUAUUUUCUGAAAGUAAAUAAAAAUUUCGGAUCUGGGGAAAAGAGGGAGAGAGAGAAUGAUGGGGGGUAAUCAUUCAGCGAUUCUGAUUUGGGUUUUUGUUGUUUUGCCUUUUUGAAUUUUAUAAUUAAUUUAAUGUUUCUUCGAAUCUGACCACGCCAUGAGGAAGAAGCUCGAUACUCGUUUCCCUGCUGCCCGGAUUAAAAAAAUUAUGCAAGCUGAUGAGGAUGUUGGCAAGAUAGCAUUGGCAGUGCCCGUUUUAGUUUCUAAAGCAUUAGAGUUAUUUUUACAAGACCUUUGUGACCGUACAUACGAAAUAACUCUCCAAAGAGGAGCUAAAACCAUGAAUUCAGUGCAUCUAAAACAUUGUGUACAGAGCUAUAAUGUGUUUGAUUUUCUAAGAGAAAUUGUCAGUAGAGUGCCUGACUAUGGUCAUGGUCAUUCUGAUGCUGCUGCUAGUGCUGAUGAUCGAGCCAUCACAAAGAGAAGAAAACCACCAGGUGAUGAAUGCAUUGACAGUGACGAGGAGUUGAAGAGGAGCAAGAUGCUUGAGGUAAGCCAUGGAAGCAGCAGUGGCAGGGGAAGAGGACGGGGUCGAGGGCGAGGCCGUGGACGUGGUGCUCGAACAACUGAAAGAGAGCCUGUGCAUCAUGAGACUGAAUCUGAACCCUGCACAUCUCUUCAGCAGAGCAGCAAACUGAAUGUAAACCCUGCCAUGGUGGUGGAUGAUGUUUCCGAGUCAAAGGAUUUAUUGAAGGAAAAUGUCGGUGUCCCUGAUGAAUCUGAUCCGACAGUUCGAAAUUUUGACUUGAAUGCUGAUGUGCAUGAAAAGGAGGACACAAAAGCUGCAGCGGCAGCAGCCCAAGCCUCAUCCGCUGCACCUACUUCUGAGACUAAACAUGAAGAAUAUCCAGGAUGGUCUCUUUCAGACGUCGACAAAAUGGCCAUUGACCCUCUUCAACUUGCACAGCUGAGCAAAAGGCUGGACGAGGAUGAGGAAGACUAUGAUGAAGAGGGCUAACCUUCCCUUGAUGGGUUCUCAUUACCCCAAAAUAAGCUACUAAGAUCAAAUUAUCAAUGGGAGGCACAUGGAGGAAAGUUCAAAUAAAAGUAUACAAAAGCUUUGGAUGGUGACUUAUUCAUUGGAGAUGAAAUGGCCUAUGCACUAGUGUUGAUGAGGACUUGGAAGUUCUUUUCCUAUAGCAUUUGCUAACAUCCAUUUCCAGAGGUAGCUUUUGCUGACAGUGGCAGAGAGGUUAGCCUCUGCACUUUAACUCUUUGAGCAGUGUAUGAGGAAUAUGGCACCCUUAGAUAGUGGUGGAUUGCCCUUUUUUUUUAAAAAAGAAUUUAAUGUUUGUUUUAGAAUGUGGUACAAUAUGUAAUACAGCUCACAGUUAUCUUCUGGAAGUAUUAGUUUACGGUAGGCCUUUGAUUAAUCUAACCUCUGGUGGAUUUCUGUCUCUUGGUGUUUUACCUGCUAAAAGGUUCUAGAACACGUUUCAUAUAGUACGAGGUUUACUGGUAUUUUUAGUGAAAUUGGAUGGUGCAGUGAUGCUCAAUUGAGUGA